ACGGUGGUCAGAACAGGUGCGCUUGUCAGCUCUUUCAUUUCGUAAUAUAAGCACAUUUGGAAAAUAAAUAAAUAAAUAAAUACCACAACAAACACUAGAAUAGGUAUAACAGUGUGUCGAUGAGCAAGCGCUCCUUCCCGGCACGCAGAUAAUAUUAAUUAAGGGAGCGUCGCGUCUCCGCCUCCGUCGGACUAGAGCGCCGAGGUCCUGGGAGCGGUCCAGAGCCAGCGGAUGGAUUCCGCACGAAGGCGCUGAGGCUCCAGCCUGGCUGACGCCGGGGCUGCGCCGCUGCUCCGGCUCCUUAGCAAGCAGACGCUCCACACCUUCACAGCGCGAGCAACUCAGCGGGGGUGGCUGCCUCUGCUAAGACGCACAAGAUUUUUCAGGAAUUCCGGUACAUCUUCAGUUUCUGCCAGUGGUUCUCCGGAUUCCCAGGGAAGCGCCCCUCUCCUCUCAGUAGCCGCACACACGCCUCGCCUCCCCCCCACGCUUGCCGUCAGCCAACCCUUCCCACAUCAAGCCCCUCCCCCCCUUUGGUUGCCUCCCCCGUCCCCGGGACCAUCACGAUGCACUCCACCACCUCCAUCACCUCCCUGUUCUCCUUCACCAGCCCGGCGGUAAAGCGCCUCUUGGGCUGGAAGCAGGGCGACGAGGAGGAGAAAUGGGCAGAGAAGGCGGUGGACGCCCUGGUGAAGAAGCUGAAGAAGAAGAAGGGGGCCAUGGAGGAGCUGGAGCGCGCCCUCAGCUGCCCGGGGCAGCCCAGCAAGUGCGUCACCAUCCCGCGCUCGCUGGACGGCCGGCUGCAGGUGUCACACCGCAAGGGCCUGCCGCACGUCAUCUACUGCCGCGUGUGGCGCUGGCCCGACCUGCAGUCCCACCACGAGCUCAAGGCCCUCGACUGCUGCGAGUUCCCCUUCGGCUCCAAGCAGAAGGAAAUCUGCAUCAACCCCUACCACUACCGACGCGUGGAGACGCCAGUGCUGCCCCCUGUGUUGGUCCCGCGACACAGCGAGUUCAACCCCCAGCACAGCCUGCUGGCCAAGUUCCGCAGCGCCUCCCUCCACAGCGAGCCGCUCAUGCCACAGAACGCCACCUACCCGGACUCCUUCCCGCCGCACCCUUGCGCCGCCUACUCUUCUUCCCCAGCCGGCUCCCUCACACAGUCUCCCAGCACGAUCAGCUACCCAAACUCACCAGGGAGUGCUGCUGAGCCGGGGAGCCCUUAUCAGGUGACAGCUGAAACACCACCGCCACCCUACAGCAUGACAGAGACGCCCGAGGACGUGAAGCCGGGUGAUUCUUCCAACAAACUGGUCUUCUCUGCACCCCACAGAGACCUGCGGCCAGUAUGCUACGAGGAGCCCGAGUACUGGUGCUCGGUGGCGUACUACGAACUCAACAACCGCGUGGGCGAGACUUUCCACGCCUCGUCACGGAGCAUCCUGGUGGACGGCUUCACCGACCCCUCCAACAACAAGAGUCGCUUCUGCCUAGGCCUGCUUUCCAACGUCAACCGCAACUCGACCAUUGAACACACACGCAGGCAUAUUGGCAAAGGUGUGCACCUAUACUAUGUCGGCGGGGAGGUCUACGCCGAGUGCCUCAGCGACAGCAGCAUCUUCGUGCAGAGCCGCAACUGCAACUACCAGCAUGGCUUCCACGCCACCACCGUCUGCAAGAUCCCCAGCGGCUGCAGCCUCAAGAUCUUCAACAACCAGCUGUUCGCGCAGCUGCUCUCGCAGUCGGUCAACCACGGCUUCGAGGUGGUCUACGAGCUCACCAAGAUGUGCACCAUCCGCAUGAGCUUCGUCAAGGGCUGGGGAGCAGAGUACCACCGACAGGACGUCACUAGCACCCCCUGCUGGGUGGAGAUCCACCUGCACGGCCCUCUCCAAUGGCUGGACAAAGUUCUUACCCAAAUGGGCUCCCCGCACAAUCCCAUCUCCUCUGUGUCCUAACAGUGAAGGUGUGAGCAAUGUGGGGGUCAGAGGUGACCGGAGGAGAAAAAGAAGCGAAAAACACACCGUGGAUCCUCAUGCGCUGUGAUUUCACAUCUUACAAGGAAAAAGGUCACAGUAACUCAUAGGAGAAACAGUUGCACAACCCUUUAUGGGUCUGCUGCACCAUGUCAGAAACGUAGUGCUUUUUCAGGAAGGUUUACUGCACAGAUAUCAGGGACAUCCUUGAACAGGUGACAUCAGGAAGGUCAGCGUCAAACGGUGGAAUUUACACCUAGGCGAUAAUAAGGACAAAUUCUUGGUCGUUUAAUUUCAUCCGCAGCUAACACAUGCAACAUUUAGCAUGAGCAUAUUAGCGAGUUUUUCUGGGAUACUUUACAUAAAGUGGCUUGCUUGGUUUGGUUGGUUUUUUUUUUUAUAAACCUUUAUGUAGAACUUUAGUUCUUUGCUCCCAGAUAUGUUGUAAAAUCUGUUAUUUUUCCAGUGUGUAUGAAUGUGUGUAAAAUACCCAGCUUCACAGCAAAUUGCAGACAGGGUCCCAAGACAUUUUCCCCGUCCCACUAACGUAGAAAUGCAUUAGAAAAGAUGUCCAUGUAUUGUGUCACUGCAUUCACAAACUGCUGUCCUUAGAAGAGUUUUAUCUCAGGGACAGUGUGCCUUGUUCGAUCUGUUUUAUUACAUGGGCACCAUCUCCAGACAUUAUGGCUGCUGGUCCUCUAAGCUGGUACUGAAGAGCUGGAGAAACCAGCAGCUUUCUAAUGGACUGUGGAGGAACAUAAGGAAUUUGAGAAUGUUUGGGCCCUCGGAUCGUGCCAGUUUCCAUGCCAUCCCAAUUUCCCAUGGACAAGUCCGUUCACGGACAAUCGGCAGUUUCACCUGAGAUUUGAGGUAUGUUACUGACCAGAAAAAUCCCUAAAAAAAUAAAUCACAGAACUGAGGAAUUUCCCACCCCCCAAACAACAUUGCAGGACCCAUGCAUACUUCUACAGCAUGUCCUGUCCCUCACAUCAGGCAAGAACAGUAUAAAAUAGAGAUCUGCCAACGCCGUUUGUUCUGUUUGCUGUAGCUAUUUGUGCUCUGUCCUACACUAAAGCAUUUUAAAACAA
Paramormyrops kingsleyae is the source of this 3064-nucleotide messenger RNA. It is a transcript of the gene smad9, whose product is annotated as SMAD family member 9. NCBI's taxonomy places the organism in Eukaryota, Metazoa, Chordata, Actinopteri, Osteoglossiformes, Mormyridae. Gene Ontology annotation, biological process: SMAD protein signal transduction; cell differentiation; regulation of transcription by RNA polymerase II. Gene Ontology annotation, molecular function: DNA-binding transcription factor activity, RNA polymerase II-specific; I-SMAD binding; RNA polymerase II cis-regulatory region sequence-specific DNA binding. Gene Ontology annotation, cellular component: heteromeric SMAD protein complex. The record is from RefSeq and is a predicted model, not a curated record.